This is a messenger RNA of Gadus macrocephalus (Pacific cod), 5370 nucleotides long. It is a transcript of the gene ptpn21, whose product is annotated as protein tyrosine phosphatase non-receptor type 21. The record is from RefSeq and is a predicted model, not a curated record. The transcript has 21 exons. Gene Ontology annotation, biological process: protein dephosphorylation. Gene Ontology annotation, cellular component: cytoskeleton. Bases 472 to 4191 code for a protein of 1239 amino acids. NCBI's taxonomy places the organism in Eukaryota, Metazoa, Chordata, Actinopteri, Gadiformes, Gadidae. Gene Ontology annotation, molecular function: protein tyrosine phosphatase activity.
ACAAUGUCGUGGCGGAUGUGGAGGGGAUCCACUUGUUGCUCUCUGCCCCAGGAAGUGGAACUAGGCCGGGACUUGACUGAACUAUCUGGGAGCUACUAUGGAGCCUGGAGUGCAACGCUUGUUUACCGCUCAACUUCUAGUGUGUGAAAUUUAGUUCAUUUAGAUGGCUUUUCUCUCAACGCGGAGCUCGCAUCAUAUCCGCGUUCUCGACUAGUUUCUUGCUGGCCUAAAAGCCGAAGCAAAAUCGGAACCUAAACCACAAAACGUCUGGCUGUGGAUACGAGUAUUCCCUGGAACUGGAGUCACUUCUAGCACUACCAAAUGCAUGGCCAUUUAGCUACUUGUCUGCCUGUGGAUUAUGAUUCCGAUGUCUGAUUGCCCUCAUAAUAGCGCAGUAUCUGGAGAGACAGACGGCGGCAAGUUUAAUCUAACGGGAGUGAAAAAGUCUCUUCUAUUGUGGGAUUGUGAAACAUGCCCUUGCCAUUUGGCUUAAAACUCAAAAGGACCCGAAGGUAUAAUGUUUCCAGCAAGAGUUGUCUCGUCACUCGGAUUCAGCUGCUCAAUAGAGAGUUUGUUGAGUUUACACUUUCUGUGGAGAGUACUGGACAGGAAUGUUUGGAGGCCGUUGCACAGAGACUGGAGUUAAGAGAGAUAACAUUCUUCAGCCUUUGGUACUACAACAAGCAGAACCAGCAAAGAUGGAUUGACCUGGAGAAACCAUUGAAGAAGCAGCUGGACAAGUAUGGCCUGGAGCCCACUGUUUACUUUGGAGUGGUGUUUUACGUGCCCAGUGUGGGGCAGCUCCAGCAGGAGAUCACAAGAUAUCAGUAUUACCUACAGCUAAAGAAAGAUGUUCUGGAGGGAAGAAUCCCAUGCUCAAUUGAACAAGCUAUUCGUUUGGCUGGAUUGGCCGUUCAAGCUGACUUUGGAGACUUCAACAGAUAUGAUUCUCAGGAGUUCCUCCAGAAGUUUGUGCUGUUCCCAAUUGGCUGGAUCCAGGAUGAGCGCGUACUGGAAGAGGCAACCCAGAAGGUGGCUCUUCUCUACCAGAGCUACCGGGGACUGCCUGCCCCAGAGGCAGAGAUGCUGUACAUGCAGGAAGUGGAGAAAAUGGAGGGCUAUGGCCAGGAGAGCUAUCAGGCCAAGGAUGGCACAGGAACAGACAUCGUCCUCGGAGCUUGUCUGGACGGCAUCUUUGUCAAGCACAAAAAUGGCAGGCCACCAAUUGUAUUUAAGUGGAAUGAAAUUAACAACAUGAGUCACAACAAGUCCUUCUUCGCACUGGAGCUAGCAAACAAAGAGGAAAGCGUUCAGUUUCAGACCGAAGACAUGGAAACCUCCAAAUACGUCUGCCGGAUGUGUCUGGCCAGACACAAGUUCUAUAAGAUUAACAAGAGUAGCCUAGGGGAGUGUGAAUCCCCGCCUUCCCAGGCCUCCCAGAAGUCCAUACUCACUCUUUCCUUCCCUCGCUUUCCAAUGCUCUCUCGUCCCUCUCUGCCUUCUAAUAAGGGUCAAUCCCAACCGACCGUUGUUAACCCGGUCAGACGAAGAUCGUCGACCCGGAUGUCUCUGCCAAAGCCACCAUUCAUGAUGCCCCCGCCUCAAAUGCACUACCACUCAAACGGUCACUUCACGGAGCCUUACACAACGUCCCAAGACAACCUGUACAUGAACAACCAGAACGGCUACUACUACCACUCGCAGACCAGCCUGGACCGCUCCCCGCUGGAGUACGGCAGCGGGGGGCGCCUGCGCAACGGCAGCGUGUACAGCGCCCACAGCACCAGCUCCCUCACCAACCCGCAGCACUACAUGCAGCCCUCGCCCAUGUCCUCCAACCCCUCCAUCACGGGCAGCGACGUCACGCGGCCCGACUACGUGCCGUCGCACCGGCACAGCGCGCUCAUCCCGCCCUCGUACCGCGCCACGCCCGACUACGAGACGGUGAUGCGGCAGAAGACCCGGGGCCCCGGGGCCGUGGUGCUGGCGCCGGAGCACCGCCAGAGCCACUCCAUGCGGAACCUCAACAUCGGCAACUCGUACGCCUACAGCCGGCCCGACCCGCUGGUGUACAGCCAGCCGGAGAUCCGGGUGGAGCACGGCGGCGGCGGCGGCGGCCACCUCCAGCACUACCCCUUCCACCUCAACUCCAGCUUCCACAGCCCCUCGCCGUACCCGUACCCCGCCGACCGGCGGCCCGUGGUGGGCGCCGUCAGCGUGCCGGAGCUCACCAACGUCCAGCUGCAGCAGGCCCAGGAGUACCCGGCGCCCAACAUCAUGCGGACGCAGGUGUACCGCCCGCCGCCGCCCUACCCCUACGCCCACCCGCGGCCCGCCAACAGCACGCCGGACCUCUCCCGCCACCUGUACGUCAGCAGCAGCAACCCGGACCUGAUCGUGACGCGCCGCGUGCACCACUCGGUGCAGACCUUCCAGGAGGACAGCCUGCCCGUGGCCCACUCCCUCCAGGAGGUGUCGGAGCCGCUGCUCCAGACGGGGCCCACGCAGCGCUACCCGCACGGCGCCCACAAGCGCAACUCCAUCGAGAUCGCCGGCCUGGGCUACAGCCUGGAGGGCCUCCGGGUCAAAGAGAGAGCCGCGUCCUCGUCGGCCGCCGACAUCGCCACGCCGCCUGCCGCCGCCCGCGGCCAGCCCUCGCAGGGCUCCCAGCUCAACGUGUUCCUGGAACGCACCAAGACGGACGACGGGGCGGGCCCGAAGGGGGACGCGCACUACGGACACAAGAAGUCCCUCUCGGACGCCACCAUGCUGGUGCACAGCAGCGGCGAGGAGGAGGAGUUUGAGGAGGACGCCGGGCGCCGUACGCCGCUUUCCCAGGACGCGCUGGCGUCCGUGUUGCCCGAGCAACGUCCGCGGCGCAGCCUGACGUCCCUCUGCUCUCUGACGGCUCACGAGCAGACCCCCCCGGAGCCGCCGCCCGCCUACCCCGUGGGCCUCCCGUUGGACCCCGCCCUCGCCGGCGCCCUGGGCUACCAGCCCCACCCUCUGGUGCAGGACCUGGAGCCGCGCUACCUGCUCUCAGAGCUCCGGCAGCCCAGGAUCAUGCCCUCGGUGUCGGAGGGAGACCUGAGCAGUCAGCCCAAGAAGGACUUCAAGAAGAGGCCCGUGUCCGACGUUCCCGCUGCGAAGAAGACCAUUGAAGGGCUGCCACCUCCGGGCUCGAAGCGUGGGACCCGGGCGGAGGUGAAGAAGAUGGGGCCCCUGAAGGUGGCGGCCCUCAACGGUCUGUCGCUGUCGCGGCUGCCCAUGCACGACGAGGGCAAAGACGAGCCCGAGAACGCCUCCAACGACGAGAGGUGUAAGGUCCUGGAGCAGCGCAUGGAGCAGGGCAUGGUGUUCACCGAGUACGAGCAGAUCCCCAAGCGCCGGCCGUCGGGCGACUGCGCCAUCGCCCAGCAGCCCGAGAACGGCGAGAGGAACCGCUUCCAGGACGUGCUGCCCUACGACGACACGCGCGUGGAGCUGGUGCCCACCAAGGAGAACAACACGGGCUACAUCAACGCCUCGCACAUCAGAGUCACUGUGAGCGGCCAUGAGUGGAGCUACAUCGCAUCGCAGGGCCCCCUGUCCAACACCUGCCAGGACUUCUGGCAGAUGGUGUGGGAGCAGGGCGUGUCCAUCAUCGCUAUGGUUACCGCUGAAGAGGAGGGCGGUCGGGAGAAGAGCUUCCGCUACUGGCCGCGGCUGGGCUCGCGCCACAACACGGUGACGUACGGCCGCUUCAAGAUCACCACCCGCUUCCGGACAGACUCGGGAUGCUACGCCACCACCGGCCUCAAGAUCAAACACCUGCUCUCGGGCCACGAGAGGACCAUCUGGCACCUGCAGUACACCGACUGGCCCGACCACGGCUGUCCAGAGGACUUCAAGGGCUUCCUCACCUUCCUGGAGGAGGUCCAGUCCGUGAGGAGGCACACCAACAGCAUCAGUGACCCCAAGAACGCCCACCAGCCAGUGCUGGUGCACUGCAGCGCCGGGGUGGGCCGCACGGGGGUGGUCCUCCUCUCAGAGAUCAUGAUCGCCUGUCUGGAGCACAACGAGAUGUUCGACGUCCCGACGGUCCUGAGCAUGCUCCGUCAGCAGAGGAUGAUGAUGGUGCAGACCAUCUCGCAGUACGUCUUCAUCUACAAGGUGCUCAUCCAGUUCCUGCGCAACUCCAGGCUCAUCUAAACCCCACGUCGUCUUUAAACGAACGAGUGGGCGACCGGGAUCGUGUCCGCGGCCUGCAUCGAAUCGGAACCCCCCCCCCCCCCCCCUCUCCUCUUGAGUAUUAACGGAGGUCAAAGACUUGAAUUAGGAUGAGGAAGCGACAGCCAACCCAAAGGACUCGUAGCCACCGCGCUAUGCCUCGCCCCAUACAGUAUUAUAAUAAUCCACUGUGUUAUUUACCCUACUUUGAAUAAUACAUGAAGCCCAGCACUUUUUUGGUAAAAGCUGUAUAUAUAUAUAGAAGAACUUUGGUCACGCUGCAGUAAAAAAAAACAUUUUAGAUUUUCUUUUUGUAUUCAAAACCAGUGGGUCUUUUUAUAUGAUCCAGCUUUUUGUUUGGUUUUCCGAGAUGAAUGUGUUACUGAAUGAAGGUCAUUAUUUUUUUAUCUGAUCAUGAAGGCGUUAAACAUACCUGGUAUAGAGGAUAUUUUUAUAGAUAUUCUUAGGUCUAUACUGAGUAUAGGGCCCAGAAAUUACAUAUGGACCUGCCACACAGAAGGCUUACUUAUCCCACAACCAUGAAGCUGAAUAUAAUAAUUAUAAUAAAUAUCUUGUUAGUCAGGGAGCUAUGGCGCUGUUUAUCAUAUUCCCUGUGUGUUGCUAUGGACACAAUGCUGUACAGCGCACACAAUAUUGAUGUUUCGGUGGAUUGACAACUCAGUUCUCAGGUGUUAACCAAAGAAUCCUUGUUUAUCCCCCAGUCGCAUUCAUUCACCUGUAACGAGGCUUUACAUGGCUGUCUUAGUAACCUUUCACUGGUAAUAUUUAUUUCUUUGUUUUGUUUCCUUUUGAAAGCAAACAAUGGUGGUUUAGAAGUCUAUUUAACAGGUGUAUCACAAAGGACUGUUUUGUAUUUACUCGAUCCGCACACUCAAAGCAAAUACUUUUGUAAGCAGGCUCGAUGCCCUAGCAAUUUAGUUCAAAACCCACUUUUUUUUUUAACUGUGUGAAUGUCAUCCUAAAAAAUAAGUAAUAUUAUUUUGUAUUCAACAAUCUGACCUUAAAAGUGCGAAGCAGGUUUAUUUGUCAUCGGUAGAUCUGGAAGACAAACAUAUUUAUAACGACUUCACUAAUGUGAGUUGAUCAUGCUGGCAAAUCGGGCUCCCCUAGCCCUCAGUCCAAUAAAUGCUGUACAACAUC